GACUGAAGCAUGUUGGCUGAUGUUGACGUUCUCUAUCGUGGGUUGUUGUUCUAGCUGACUACAAUAAGUUUUAGUUUUCGUCUGUCGUAUACGAGUUCUGUAUUAUAUAUAGAUUUUUUCCAGCAUGGGUAAGCCGAAAAAGAAAAGUGACCUGAGUCGUGCAGAGCUGAUGAUGAUGACAAUUGCAGAUGUCAUCAAGCAGUUGGUUGAGGCCCACGAGCAGGGAAAAGAUAUCAACCUUAACAAGGUCAAGACAAAGACGUCAGCCAAGUAUGGCCUCUCUGCACAGCCACGACUGGUGGACAUCAUUGCUGCAGUGCCACCUCACUAUCGACGUGCCUUGGUGCCCAAACUGAAAGCUAAACCCAUCCGCACUGCCAGUGGGAUUGCAGUUGUUGCUGUGAUGUGCAAGCCCCAUCGCUGUCCACACAUCAGUUUCACUGGCAACAUCUGUGUCUACUGCCCAGGGGGUCCGGACUCAGAUUUUGAAUAUUCCACACAGUCUUACACGGGAUAUGAGCCCACAUCAAUGAGAGCCAUCCGUGCACGGUAUGAUCCCUACCUCCAGACUAGACACCGAGUAGAGCAGCUCAAGCAGCUUGGUCACAGUGUGGAUAAAGUGGAGUUCAUUGUGAUGGGAGGCACAUUCAUGGCUCUGCCGGAGGAGUACAGGGACUAUUUUAUCCGUAACCUCCACGACGCGCUGUCAGGACACACGUCUAACACCGUCACUGAGGCUGUCAGGUAUUCUGAGCGCAGUAACACAAAAUGUGUCGGCAUCACGAUCGAGACCAGACCAGACUACUGCCUGAAGAGACACCUGAGUGACAUGUUGGCUUACGGUUGCACCAGACUAGAGAUUGGAGUACAGAGUGUCUAUGAGGAUGUAGCUCGAGAUACCAACAGGGGACACACAGUCCGGGCUGUUUGUGAAUCUUUUCAUCUGUCUAAAGAUGCUGGUUUUAAGGUGGUAGCGCACAUGAUGCCAGACCUUCCCAAUGUUGGCAUGGAAAGAGACGUGGAGCAGUUCAUAGAGUUUUUUGAGAACCCUGCGUUCAGGCCAGAUGGACUCAAACUCUACCCUACACUAGUGAUUCGAGGCACUGGACUAUAUGAGCUGUGGAAAACGGGCCGCUAUAAGAGCUACUCUCCCAGUGCCUUGGUGGAUCUGGUAGCACGGAUACUAGCACUGGUCCCACCUUGGACUCGUGUGUACCGUGUGCAGAGGGAUAUCCCAAUGCCGUUGGUGAGCUCUGGUGUAGAACAUGGAAAUCUGCGAGAACUGGCAUUGGCGAGAAUGAAAGACAUGGGCACUGAGUGUAGGGAUGUAAGAACCAGAGAAGUUGGCAUACAAGAGAUUCAUCACAAAGUUCGACCAUACCAGGUGGAGCUGAUCCGCAGAGACUAUGUGGCUAAUGAGGGCUGGGAGACCUUCCUGUCUUAUGAGGACCCUGAGCAGGACAUUCUAAUUGGUCUCCUCCGUCUUCGCCGCUGCUCACCACAGUCCUUCCGUCCGGAGUUAAAGGGUGGCGUAUCCAUUGUUCGGGAGCUCCAUGUCUAUGGGAGUGUGGUGCCUGUCAGCAGCCGGGACCCCAGCAAGUUCCAGCACCAGGGUUUUGGGAUGAUGUUGAUGGAGGAGGCGGAGAGGAUAGCCAGAGAUGAGCAUGGCUCAGGCAAACUGGCUGUUAUCUCAGGUGUUGGAACGAGGAAUUACUACAGAAAAAUGGGUUAUGAGCUGGAAGGGCCGUAUAUGGUGAAAAGCCUUUACUGAAGAUAUAAACCUGCAUUUCAAAUAAGAAAGCUAAACCAAAUUCUCUGGUGAAUAUUGAACUAAUAAGGAGCGACUGACUAUGAGGACUUGAGGUUGUGUGGUCAGCAAAAAGCAAACAAAACUGUACUUUUACAUGCCAGCCAAAUAGUGUAUUAUGUACUUAUUUUGUUAUGAACACCAUGAUUUAAGUAUUGCUUUUUAGAAAGGUACAUCAUUCUCCCUUGGUCUUCGCUCUUGUUUUAUUGAGUUCUCACUCCAAUAUACUUGCUGGUGCAUUUAACUUCUCUGGGAAAAGACUCAUUUUCAUCACAUUAUUUUUGGUUUCUACUGAAAACAUUAGGAAUAUUGGAAGAAAUUGAGGAGGUUGUUAUGAAAUUGCAAAUUUUUCUAGUGGAUUUAGGAGAGAGAAAUUAUUUGUCAUGCAAGUAGCUUGGCACAUUUUGAUUAAGCCACAGUUUUUCCUGUUCAAUACAACUCAUUUUGAAGAUGGAUUAAUUGCUGUUUUGUUUUCCUGGCUCGGCAUGAAAUGUAUUCAUCUGAUCAAUUUUGUAUUGUUAUUAAUAAAAGAUAUUUAU
Messenger RNA from Xyrauchen texanus (razorback sucker), 2346 nucleotides. RefSeq names its product elongator acetyltransferase complex subunit 3 (gene elp3). Gene Ontology annotation, biological process: tRNA wobble base 5-methoxycarbonylmethyl-2-thiouridinylation. Gene Ontology annotation, molecular function: acyltransferase activity, transferring groups other than amino-acyl groups; iron-sulfur cluster binding. The transcript has 15 exons. NCBI's taxonomy places the organism in Eukaryota, Metazoa, Chordata, Actinopteri, Cypriniformes, Catostomidae. Gene Ontology annotation, cellular component: elongator holoenzyme complex; nucleus; cytoplasm. The coding region runs from base 125 to 1771 and encodes 548 amino acids. The record is from RefSeq and is a predicted model, not a curated record.